Messenger RNA from Jaculus jaculus (lesser Egyptian jerboa), 1304 nucleotides. RefSeq names its product transmembrane protein 71 (gene Tmem71). The transcript has 10 exons. The record is from RefSeq and is a predicted model, not a curated record. NCBI's taxonomy places the organism in Eukaryota, Metazoa, Chordata, Mammalia, Rodentia, Dipodidae. Bases 290 to 1210 code for a protein of 306 amino acids.
ACUGCCGAUCAAACCUCUCUGCAGAUGACUGCACGCAGCAGAGGUGUGUAUAGCAUCUGUCGGACGGGAGGACUGAAUUUCUAUUGUCAAGAGACUACAGCACCUGUUGACAGUCUGACGCUACUUUCGGCUGAAGGAUUGCCCAGUCCUGAUUUCUCCACUGUCACCCACAGGAAGCUCCGUAUUUCAGUCAUCAUUCUGUCAUUAAUCAGUUGGAAGAAGAGACAGACCGGGACUCCCUCUGGAAGAACAUAAAAUCUGUGAAGUUUGAACAAGCGGCCUUCCCAAGAUGUACCAAAUCUCUCCACUGAUGUCGACGCCAAUAGCAAAUUCCUCCAGGGCAGACAGAGAACUGGCUGGGAAACUGUCUCCCACAAGCAUUUUCCCAAGCCUUGAGUGUGACUUCCUGGAUGGUGACAGCUCCUUUGAAUGCUGCUCCAUAGACCCACUGACAGGAUCCCACUACAUCUGCCGUCGAAGCCCCAGACUCCUUACCAAUGGCUACUACAUUUGGACAGAGGACAGUUUCCUCUGUGACAGAGAUGGCCACAUCACUCUGAAUCCCUCCCAGACCAGUGUAAUGUACAAGGAGAACUUAGUCAGAAUAUUUAGAAGGAAGAAGAGAAUUCGCCGUUCCCUUUCUUCUCUCUUCGACCUCAGAACCUCUAAAUCCUGGCUGCAUGGUGGUAUCUUUGGAGGCGCAGACUCAUCCCCAAGUGAGGACAGCUGGUUGGAGGGUGUCAAGAGGCUGGAUACAUACAACUGCAACGAAAUCCACGGUGAUCUAGACUACUCUCUGAGCGAUGACUGGGAGUCACAGAAGCCAAUCACAGAUGCUUCAGAAGCUUUUUCUGGCCACAUCCUGUCACGACCCUCCAGUUUGAGUUCCCAGCACUCUUCUCUUCCAUCCCCGAUUAAAGCACAUGAAAAUUUACAGCAGGAGCUUUUGGUUCAUUCAAAACCCAGUGUGCUGUAUGGGGUUUCCUUGCAGGUGACCCUGCUUGCAGUGUGCCUAAUCAUUUCUGCAUGUGCAAGGUGGCUCAUGGGAGGAGAAUUAGCCAAGGUCUUCACGUGUGCACUGGUGGUGACUAUUGCUUGCAUUGUGAAAUCACUGUUUCUCAGCCUUGCCAGUUAUUUCAAAGCUGCCACCUGUGCUGGACUUGACAGCCCUCGAGGAAUGCCUCUGCUGAAUGCCUGUGAUUCAAUCUGAGUCUUUGGAAGCUGUCUGAUUUGCAAUCUACUUGGAAUCAACUGCUUUAUUGGAAGGGAACAAGCACCUAGAUAAUUGAGAAAAAAAGUUUUAC